GGGCGGGCCCGGCGCGCUGACGUCACUUCCGUGCGGUGUCCUCUCGCUCGUCCUUCCUCACAGUCAGGCGGUGAAGAUGGUUCUGGAGAUGCAGAAAGUUCUGGCCGGAGAGCCCGAGGAGGAGGAAAAGGAGGAAGAGGAGGAGGAAGAUAUGGUGGAUCCGCUGGAGACGGUGAGAGCGCACUGCGAGCAGACGGAGAAAUGUGCGAAGAUUCGGGAACAUCUGGAGAUCUGUGAGACCCGAGUCAACUCCCGAUCCAACACCCAGGAGGAGUGUGUGGAGGAAUUGUUCGACUUUCUGCAUGCCAGGGACCACUGUGUCGCUCACAAGCUUUUCAAACAGCUGAAGUAAACGCUGCGCGAUCG
Rana temporaria (common frog) is the source of this 366-nucleotide messenger RNA. Its product is annotated as cytochrome b-c1 complex subunit 6, mitochondrial. The record is from RefSeq and is a predicted model, not a curated record. NCBI's taxonomy places the organism in Eukaryota, Metazoa, Chordata, Amphibia, Anura, Ranidae. Gene Ontology annotation, biological process: mitochondrial electron transport, ubiquinol to cytochrome c. The transcript has 4 exons. The coding region runs from base 77 to 352 and encodes 91 amino acids.